Messenger RNA from Setaria italica (foxtail millet), 800 nucleotides. RefSeq names its product transcriptional regulator SUPERMAN. The coding region runs from base 124 to 639 and encodes 171 amino acids. The record is from RefSeq and is a predicted model, not a curated record. Lineage: Eukaryota; Viridiplantae; Streptophyta; Magnoliopsida; Poales; Poaceae. The transcript has a single exon. Gene Ontology annotation, molecular function: DNA-binding transcription factor activity.
CCACACUCGCUCGCCCGGCCGUGUCCGGGUUCCCGUUGGCUGGCUGGCCUCUGCCGGUUUCCUGUGAGGCCCGAGCUCGCUCGCGCGGUAGCAGGUGGUGGUUAGGUAGAAACUAGAAACCCAAUGGACAGGGGGAUGGAAAGGGUCUUCGGCUCCUGUAUACCGGGCAUGGAGGCGGUGGCGCCGGCGGAUAGGGAGGAGGAGGGGCUGGAGCUCAGCCUGUCGCUGCACCCGUCGCCGUCGUCGCCGCCCAGGUUCCAGGCGGUCUUCGCCUGCUGCUACUGCCCCAGGAAGUUCCGCAGCUCGCAGGCGCUCGGUGGUCACCAGAACGCGCACAAGCUGCAGCGCAACCUGGCCAGGCGCGGCAGGGAGGCCGCCUCGGCGCCGCCAGCGCCGGUGCCGCCGCCGGCGGCGGCAGCCGAUGACCAAGGCAACCACAGGGCGGCGUCCGGCAGCGAGAGCGCGCCCGCGCCACGCACCAGGGCGGAGCCGGGCGCCGAUGCGUGGGGAGAGGGGGUCAGGCAUCGUCGUCAGCACCAUCUUCAUCACGUCCCAGCAGGUGGUGGUGUGGAAGCCUCGUCUGGUGCAAGGGGCGACGGAGAUGCUGCUGAAAUUAUCGACCUGUCCCUGAGGCUAUGAAUGAACCGAUGCAUGAGCUAGCAGCAGCUGAAGCAGUUCCUCCUCUUCUCCUCCAUUAGUUUGCUUAGUUUCUUCAUCACGUCAUUAUUUCUUGUUUGAUCUAUCGUCCUACGUUUUAUUAUUCCUUGUCUCAGCUUAUGGACUCAUGCAGUCAUGCCUCA